This is a messenger RNA of Drechmeria coniospora, 1182 nucleotides long. RefSeq lists its product as uncharacterized. The coding region runs from base 1 to 1182 and encodes 393 amino acids. The transcript is spliced from 2 exons. The record is from RefSeq and is a predicted model, not a curated record. Lineage: Eukaryota; Fungi; Ascomycota; Sordariomycetes; Hypocreales; Ophiocordycipitaceae. Gene Ontology annotation, biological process: cellular response to L-arginine; regulation of intracellular signal transduction. Gene Ontology annotation, cellular component: cytosol.
AUGAACGCCCAAGUCUCUUUUCUUGACGGCACUUAUACGCUCAUACACAUCCCUCUCGACCUCUACCCCAUUUUCCUCCAGCCCAUCAUCCGCGUCCUCCUGCCGCAGACGCAGAGCCUCGACGUCUCCCACGACGCGCCCGAGUUCGCUCCCGAAGGGCUCACGGCCGAGAACCAGCAUGGCUUCCUCAACAUCAGCGUCACGCCCAUCGAGUGUUCGGUCGUCUGCCAUGCCUCGUGGGCCAAGAACGUCUUCGAGCCCGUCAUCGCCGCCUUGCCGGCCCAGCAGGCCAAGACGGUCACCGUCUUCAGGGACUCGUACAUGGUCCUCUCCAUCAUCAGCGCCGGCCUCGAUGCCGCGAGCAGGGUCAUGGAGCUGAGCCACCCGCUCGCCUUGGCCGGGAUCCCCAUCUUCUUCAUCACCACCUACUACUCCGACUUCAUCCUCGUCCCUUCGAAGGAGAGGCAGAAGGUCAUCAAGGCCCUGUCGGACAAAGGCUUCGAGCUGUCGGAGAACCAGUCCAGCUUCGUCAACGCGAACGCGUACGGCCGCAAGAGCUCGUCGAUCCACUCGGCUUCCCCUCCCGGCUCGCCGCCGCCGUCCAACACGAAGGAGCUGGAGACGAGGACGUUUGCCCUCAUGCAGAAGCGCAACGUCUCCCCGUACGUGGACGAGGGCCUGCAGCUGAUACAGUGCUCCGGACGAGAGAUCCCCCAGCCGGCCGUCGUCUACGGCCACCGACCGUCGUCCAGCCGCCAGGUGCCAAACCCGGUCCGCCGCCAGAGCUGGAUCGACAACGUGGACACGAAGCUGUACACGUGCAUCAUCUCGGCUCUCGUGUCGAGGCCGCGGUUCAUGUCCCUCACAUUGGCCCAGGAUGACCCGCCGUCCCUCCUGGUGGACCGGAAACUGCUCCUCCUCUUUGAAGACUCCAUCGUCGGCGACAUGGACUCGAAUUUCGUGCCCAUCUUUCUCGAUCUCGUGAACUUGCCGUCGGAGGUGACGGGCAUCGUUUGCGGCGUCGCGGGUCGCCUCGUGGAGGAUAUGCAGAUGACGGAGACGUUUGAGCUUUCCUACCUGUCCACGGCGCGGGCCGGAGCCGUCAUUCUCACCGAGGAGCAGUCGACGCGGGCGCUGACCAUCCUCGGGCCUCUGUUGGAAAAGAAGAACCAAGGGGGCUGA